Thyridium curvatum is the source of this 1014-nucleotide messenger RNA. RefSeq lists its product as uncharacterized. The transcript is spliced from 3 exons. Gene Ontology annotation, biological process: protein deubiquitination; proteasome-mediated ubiquitin-dependent protein catabolic process. Gene Ontology annotation, cellular component: proteasome regulatory particle, lid subcomplex. The record is from RefSeq and is a predicted model, not a curated record. The coding region runs from base 1 to 1014 and encodes 337 amino acids. Gene Ontology annotation, molecular function: protein binding; metallopeptidase activity; proteasome binding. NCBI's taxonomy places the organism in Eukaryota, Fungi, Ascomycota, Sordariomycetes, Thyridiales, Thyridiaceae.
AUGGAGCGGUUCCGGAGUAUGCUGUCUGGUGGUGGCAUGGGUGGCCUUGGAGCUGCACCUGGCACGGACAACACCAACCUCAUCGACAACUCUGAGACCGUCUACAUCUCAUCACUCGCCCUCCUCAAGAUGCUGCGACACGGUCGAGCAGGUGUACCCAUGGAGGUCAUGGGACUGAUGCUGGGAGAGUUCGUGGAUGACUUUACAGUGCGCGUCGUGGACGUGUUUGCCAUGCCUCAGAGCGGUACCGGCGUCAGUGUUGAGGCUGUCGAUCCUGUGUUCCAGAUGAAGAUGAUGGACAUGCUGCGGCAAACGGGCAGGCCGGAAUCAGUCGUUGGCUGGUACCACUCUCACCCCGGUUUUGGCUGCUGGCUGUCCUCGGUUGAUAUCAAUACUCAACAGUCUUUUGAGCAGUUGACCCCUCGUGCCGUCGCCGUCGUCGUCGACCCCAUCCAGUCAGUAAAGGGCAAGGUCGUCAUCGACGCCUUCCGCCUGAUCAACCCGCAGUCCCUGAUGCUGGGCCAAGAGCCCCGCCAGAGCACGUCCAACCUGGGCCAUCUCAACAAGCCUUCCAUCCAAGCCCUCAUCCACGGGCUCAACCGCCACUACUAUUCGAUCGGCAUCAACUACCGCAAGACUGCGCUCGAGGAGAACAUGCUCAUGAACCUGCACAAGCACGUCUGGACAGAGGCGCUCGAGAUGGACGACUUCCGGUCCGAGGGCGAGAGGAACAAGGAGAGGCUCGAGAGGCUUGUCAGCCUCGCCGAGGGCUACGAGAAGCGUGUCAAGGAGGAGACGGAGCUCACCAAGGACCAGCUGAAGACGCGCUACGUUGGCAAGCUGGAUCCCAAGAAGCACUUGGAGGAUGUCGGCCAGCAGCUUAUCGAGGACAACAUCGUUGCUGUGUCAAGACAGAUGAUCGACAAGGAGGCUACCAUGCCCAAGAAGGAGCAGGCCGGCAAUGCCAACGGCCACUCAACUGCGGAUCAAAUGGACGUGGAGGAGGAGCUAUGA